GCGGUGCUCAGCCCGAGCGCGCAGAGGCGCGUGUCGAAUCCGCCCUGCGGCCGCGAAGAGAAGAACUCGCCGGAGAGUGUGAUCUUAAGCAAAUUAUUCCAUCCUUUCACUUUCCUGUCUUGAUGAAUGGGGAGCGAGGCAGAUGGCCACAGCUUCCCCUCUCUAGCACCCGGAAGGCCAAGGAUAUUAUCAGUGCAGCUCGGGAAAGCCUUGCGAAGAUGAUAGGUGGGAAACCUGAAGACAUAAUCUUCACUUCCGGGGGCACGGAGUCAAAUAAUUUGGUAAUCCAUUCUGUGCUGCAGCACUUCCACAAAGUCCAUGCCUCAGAGGGGGCCACGCCCCACUUCGUCACCUGCACCGUGGAGCACGACUCCAUCCGCCUGCCCCUGGAGCACCUGGUGGAAGAGCAAGUGGCUGCGGUAACCUUUGUCCCGGUGUCCACGGUGACCGGGCAGGCAGAGGCUGACGACAUCCUGGCUGCUGUCCGGCCAGCCACGUGCCUCGUGACCGUCAUGCUGGCCAAUAAUGAGACCGGCGUCAUCAUGCCCAUCCCUGAACUCAGCCGGCGAGUUGCAGCUCUGAACCAGCAGAGGGCAGCCUCGGGGCUGCCUGGCGUCCUCCUGCACACGGAUGCCUCCCAGGCCUUGGGGAAGCAGCGCGUGGACGUGCGGGACCUGGGCGUGGACUUCCUGACGAUCGUGGGGCACAAGUUCUAUGGUCCCAGGAUUGGAGCACUUUACGUCCGCGGGCUCGGCAAACAUACCCCUCUGCACCCGAUGCUGUUUGGAGGUGGACAGGAACGGAGUUUCAGGCCGGGGACGGAGAACACCCCAAUGAUUGCCGGCCUUGGAAAGGCCGCUGAGCUGGUGACAGAGAACUGCGAGGCUUAUGAGGCUCACAUGAGGGACAUUCGCGACUAUCUGGAGGAGAGGCUGGCAGCUGAAUUUGAUAAGAAGACUAUCCAUUUCAACAGCCAGUUUCCAGGGACUGAGCGACUCUGCAACACGUGUAACUUCUCCAUCAGGGGACCCCAGCUCCAAGGCCGCUUGGUGCUGGCACAGUGCAGGACGCUGCUGGCCAGCGUGGGGGCUGCGUGCCACUCGGACCACGGGGACCGGCCGUCCCCGGUGCUGCUGAGCUGUGGCAUCCCCUCUGACGUGGCCAGGAACGCGCUCCGGCUCAGCGUGGGCCGUAGCACCACCAGGGCAGACGUGGACCUCGUGGUCCAGGACCUGAAGCAGGCCGUGGCCCGGCUGGAGGGCAAGGCCUAGUGCCGAGGCCACCUCACAGGCAGCCUUUCUGAGGGCUGCGCCAGGGUGACACUUCUUGAUUUGUCCAUGUCUCCAUUUUGUCUCAGAGUGUCUGAGCGCAGUGACUGGGGUUUGUGUGUACUCUGGGCUCUGCCCACCCCCGUAUGCAGGUCAAUGAGGAGGGGCUCUGCUCGGCACACAGACCCCACAGGUGCUUAUGGGCCCAGGACACACACCUGCACAGCCUGUCACUCUCGCUGCUGCUGAGUGGCCCAGGGUGAAGUGGAAACACUUUAGCUGUGACCACACUGCCCUCUAGGAAGUAGGCCGAGCCUGUUCCCAAUGUCCCCUUCCUGGGAUGUGGCAUUUUUGUCCUGAAGAUAAAGUCCUAGUAUUUAUAAUCAGUUGCCAGUUGCUAUUAAUGUCAUGAAAAUAGGAACCCUGAUUUUUGGUUUUGCUCAUGGCCUCCCUGUAAAUGUCUGUACAGCGGUUGGUUUACGCCGGCGCCCCCACCCCCGGCCCUUCUCAAGCCCUUUCCAGACAGGCCCUCUCUCUGCUCAGUGUCCGCACUUGCGAGCCCUGCGGUCUCCAGGCUGCCGGCCACACCGCCUCCCCACCAGUCUCAGGCCCCAUCUGUCCUCUCCCCGUUGAUCAUUUGCUCAGGGUCUCAGCCCAGAUGUCACCGAGUCGUGGGGUGGCCGCUGCUUAUGUGGCUCUGGGUCGUUCCUGAGGUGGAAAGCCGGUUCACCCCUGACUCGGCCUUCACCUUCAUUUUAUCUGCAGGAGAAUUCUUUAUCAUGGCAGAUGCUUUGUGCGUUGUGAUACACAGCAGAUGUCACUUACAUAGGAACGACUUUUUAAUCAAAUAACGCUGAUCGUGUGGUUGUAAGGUGCAAAGAACUGCACGAUGACAUUGAGGAAACAAUGAUGAGAAAUUAAAUGAACUAAUGAAAGAUUUUAGCCCCGUA
Hipposideros armiger (great roundleaf bat) is the source of this 2218-nucleotide messenger RNA. It is a transcript of the gene SCLY, whose product is annotated as selenocysteine lyase. The coding region runs from base 123 to 1271 and encodes 382 amino acids. The transcript has 12 exons. The record is from RefSeq and is a predicted model, not a curated record. NCBI's taxonomy places the organism in Eukaryota, Metazoa, Chordata, Mammalia, Chiroptera, Hipposideridae.